AUUUGGGUGAAUAACGCCAAAUCAUCGUAAUGAUCACGAUGACAAAACAAAUUAUUUGGAAUGCAUCCUGUAUUUCAUUGGCCACGAUUAAUCUAAUUAGUUUGAUCCUAUGGUUUUAUCUCAAAUUAUCCGGCGAAACGAGUAGUUUUUGUUUAUAUGAUAGUUUCUAUUUUCUCUUUUAUUACCUGUUUUGUUUUUUCUAUUCACUUGCUAUAAUUCAGUAUCCGAAUGUAACGGAAUACAAUGCCAGAAUAUUUUACAUGCAAAAAUUUCUGGCCAUUGGAUUUGCAAUAUUCGAAUUGGAAGCAUUGGUUCAUUUAAUAAGAAAAUAUUCCUACAUUAUGGAAUAUUUGAUGGUCGGUGAUGAUGAUAUUGUUAUACGCAUUCUGCAUACGCUUGCCAUUUUUGGAAUCGUUAGGUUUUUAAUACUGAUAUUUGGUUUCUAUAUGGCGAAUAGAAAUUUAAAUCAAUUAAUACUGAGUAAAUAUCUAAAUCCAGUUCUAUUUGGUUCUGGUUUGAUAUUUGUUGCCGAUUGGUCCAUUAUUCAAUUGUAUUUGUUUACAAUAUAUUUAUAUGAAUAUCGAAUGCCAAUUGUAUUUUUCACAUCUUAUAUUCUAUCCAUAUAUUAUAAAUAUAUUCGCACCGAAAUGGAAGAUUAUUAUUGAUUAAACCAAAUUCAAAUUUUUUCCCAAUUCAAAUGAGUACGUAUUAUUUGAAGGGAUAACUAUUUUUUUUACUGUGGUGCGUAUCAGCCGUAU
Dermatophagoides pteronyssinus (European house dust mite) is the source of this 758-nucleotide messenger RNA. RefSeq lists its product as uncharacterized. The record is from RefSeq and is a predicted model, not a curated record. NCBI's taxonomy places the organism in Eukaryota, Metazoa, Arthropoda, Arachnida, Sarcoptiformes, Pyroglyphidae.